Molecule: messenger RNA, 1251 nt
Organism: Penicillium atrosanguineum
Lineage: Eukaryota; Fungi; Ascomycota; Eurotiomycetes; Eurotiales; Aspergillaceae
Exons: 1
Coding region: 1-1251 (416 amino acids)
Molecular function (GO): phosphonoacetate hydrolase activity
Source: RefSeq, a predicted model, not a curated record
AUGUCGACCAAGUCAACCCCUUCCAUCUCCCUUCAUGGCAAAGCCUACCACCUCCCAAAGCAGCCUACGGUCGUGGUCUGUAUCGACGGUUUUGACCCCGAGUAUCUCCAAGCCGGGAUCGAUGAUGGAAUCCUACCAAACAUGGCCGCCUUUCUCAAGAACGGAUUCCAUCAAACCGCACACUGUGCUAUGCCCUCCUUGACAAACCCGAACAACCUCUCUAUCAUCACCGGUGCCCCCACCAGCGUCCACGGAGUCUCUGGGAAUUACUACCUGGACAAAGAGACCGGCAAAGAACAUAUGAUCGUGGAUGAUUCCAUGAUGCGAGGCACGACAAUCCUGGCAAAACUGGCGGAUGCCGGUGUUCGCGUGGCUGCAAUUACAGCCAAGGAUAAGCUGAGACGUAUCAUUCAACACGGGUUAUCUCCCGAGAAAGGCUCUAUUUGCUUCUCUGCUCAAUGUGCCAAUGAGUGCACCGAGGGUGAGCAUGGAAUUCAAGAUGUUGAACGGUGGCUUGGACAGGCUGCGCCGGCGCAAUACUCGGGGCAAUUGUCUCUAUUUGUACUCGAUGCGGGAUUGAAGCUGUUGCGUGAGGAGCGGGCGGAUCUGUUCUACCUCACGCUCUCUGAUUAUAUUCAGCAUAAACAUGCCCCUGGGUCUCGUGAGGCGAACGAGUUCAUGAAGGCUAUUGAUACCCGACUGGGCGAUUUUGUCAAAUCAGGAGCCGUGGUGGCUGUGACUGGGGACCAUGGGAUGAGUGACAAGUCUGACGAGAAGGGGAGCCCCAAUGUGGUGUUUCUUGAAGAUAUCUUGCAUUCAAAGUGGCCAGGUUGUGGUGCCAGAGUCAUCUGUCCUAUUUCGGACCCCUUCGUCAAGCAUCAUGGGGCACUUGGUGGCUUUGUUCGUGUACACUUGACCGAGAAAUCUGCUCUCGCGGAGAUGAUCACGGAUUGUCGAAGGAUUCCUGGGGUUGAAGUCGCUCUCACGGGCGAGGAAGCUGCUUCGAUGUAUGAGAUGCCGCUUGAUCGUGAAGGUGAUAUGGUCGUGAUUUCCACGAAAGAUUUUGUCGUUGGAGGUAGACGUGAGGAACACGAUCUAUCCCAGCUUGGUGGCCACAGACUGCGGUCCCAUGGAGGUCUAUCGGAGCAACAGAUCCCAUUGCUGAGGUCAACAUCUGUUGAGCCAAAGGAUGUGUCCUCGACAAAGACGUGGAGAAAUUUCGAUAUUUUUGAUCUUGUUCUGAAUUAUUAG